AGUUUAGGAGUAGGCCUUGCUCCACUAGGUUGGCUAACGCUCUGGUGCCAUAUAGCUCGACACAACCCACACGGUUUCCCCAAAAAUUCGGACUCGAAAACCAAAAUCUAAAAUCAACUAAAACAAAAAGAAAACUACACUAGAAACGGCACAAGGAGUUGUCCACGGCCCCCAAGGACGCUCCCAGGAAAGGACACACGAACCGCGCACGAAACCGUAACAGGAACCGUUUUUAUCCAAAUUAUCCGAAGAGAUGAGUGUGGAACCGGGUGGCGGCGACGACCCCAGCAGGGCACCCGGUGACUCUCCUGAGAUGGAUGCCAAGCUGGUGGUGGUGGGACGUGCCAUGGCCAGCGUGGUGGAGCGGGCUCGUCGCCUCAAGAUGUCCAGCCUGGAGGGCUACGAUUAUCCGGGGGGUAAGUCGAGUUCCUCCGCCACGCCAAGUGUCUCCGCCCGGACGACCAACAGCGGUGGCCGUUACGGCCGGCGGCCCGGAAUGUCAGGCAGAUCCACCCAGUCGGGAGCCCAACGGAACACGGCCACCGGUGGGGGAGGCGGCAGCUCGACCGUGCGCCGCCUGAAGAAGAUAGACUCGGCGCCCUACCACCGGACUCCGCGUAGCGCCCAGUCCCUGACCGGCAAUCUGCCAGUGCCGCCGCCACCGCCGCCCCCGUCGCCGCGGUGCCCGCAGGCCCGCGAGCUAUUCCAGGCCCUGGAGCAGGCCGACAAGCUGAUGGCCGACUACCAGCAGACGGAGCAGCUGACCGACAGCCUGCUCAGGCAGGCGGAGGCCAUCAAGCGGGACCUGGAGCUGCAGUGCCAGCUCCAUCGCGACGUGGAGCUGGUGCGCGACUUGGAGGUGGAGGCCAACGGCCGGUCCCUGCUCUACCUCAUUGAAGCCAUCCGGGCGGAGUGCGACAGCGAGGAUGUUCAGGCCAUCCGAGAACGGUGCCUCCAAUCUCUGGCUCGCAGCGAGAGUCGCUUCGCAUACCAGGUGGAUGAGAUGGACGGCGAGGACGAUGACACGGACACCAACACCAACAGCGAGACGGACACCGAAGCGGACGCAGAGGCGAUGGCGGAGGAGGACGAGUCUGCGUCGGAGCUGGAAGGGGCUGACGAUCGGGGCAACGGCAAGGCCACCCAAACCGACUUGGAGCCCAUGUGCUCCUCCGACUACCGCUCGUCGCCGAAGAGCAGCAGCAGCAGCAGCCUCCGCUCGGGCCGGAGUACCCUCUUCUACCACAUGAUGCACUACGUCGAGGACGAGAUCCUGUCCAACAUACCAGGCGAGCCGGCCGGCCUGGGCCUGAAAAUGGACAUGGAACCGGGCGCCGAACCUCCGGAUAGUGUCCUGCCAGAAGCCGCCACCGAAGAAGCUGACCUGGGCGCCGGCGACGCCAGAGAGGUGGCCCAGGAUGCAGUAACCAAAUCGGAUAGCAUUUGAAUAAUGUUUAUAAAGUUUUAUUCACCAGA
Molecule: messenger RNA, 1476 nt
Organism: Drosophila ananassae
Lineage: Eukaryota; Metazoa; Arthropoda; Insecta; Diptera; Drosophilidae
Exons: 1
Coding region: 254-1447 (397 amino acids)
Source: RefSeq, a predicted model, not a curated record